CUCUUCUGUAUUCGGUCCAGCAGCAAGCUAAAAGGUGGAUUCCCGCUGCUCCGCCGGCUUUUAAACGGGAUCUGCUUUUUGUUUUCCUUCUAUAGCUGCCUCAAGAACCGUUUAGACCGUCCGUGCCCGGCAGCCAAAAGGCAGAGCGAGCUGGAAAGCCGCCGGGCCCCUGAGAACCGGGUGGAAGGGGAAAAAAAACCCCGCAAUCAAAAUGUAAGAAACCAACAUGACACACAGGGGAGAUCGGCGAGAAGAACGAUGCUGCGGGGCUGAAAAAGAGCGAGCAAGGAUGCGUCCUGUCCAAAAGUCCAUGUGUGCACUGAUAGUGCUGACAGCAACUCUGGCUUUCCUGUACUUUCACGUGUGGUUGCCAAAACCUUACAACGUGGUGGAUCUGCGACAUCGGCCUGAUCAGCUUCCCAAGCGCUUGUUGCUGGAUCACCUGCUGGUGCCUGACAAGAAAUAUGAGCACAUUGCUUUCCAGAUCAAAGAGGAAAUUCUGGAGCUUCUUCCUAAAAAUUCCUGUAAAUGUGAGGUACAAGCAAGUUUGAAACUGCCCUUUCAGAAACAGCUUUUUGAUCAGGAAUACUCUAUAGAAUUUUCCAAUGCCUUCAAGCCUUCUGACCUGGCAGACGUCAACAACAAACGAGAACAGGAAUACCGCAAUCAUCAGCAAAAGUCUCAGUCUCCACUUGACCAGCUGAUCAUUGUCCAAGCCAACUCACCACUAGAAUAUCCAGUUCAAGGUGUAGAAGUUCGCCCCCUCCAGACCAUUCUUAUUCCAGGCUUGAGCUUGCAAGCAGCUGAAAGAACAUUAUACCGGGUCAACUUGACAGCAACAAUGGGUACUUUUGAUGUGGCUGCGGAGGUAGAAGGUGUCAAAGUGGAAAGGGAAGGACAGAUGCACUUCUCCCUAUCCGGAUCCCAGCUGGACAAUCUAAAUCGGCAAAUGCAGUUUGUCACCUAUACCAACACCCUCUUCCAUCCUAAUACAGCAGAUAUAGUGCAGUUUUCUACUGAUGAGCAUCGUGCAUCUUUCAGCAUUCGCAUCAGACAUCCACCUACUCCCAAGCUCUACAAUCCAGGAUCAUCCAGGGGAGGAACUAGUGAAGGAACCUACAACAUCAGCGCCCUGGUCACCAUAGCUACCAAAACCUUCUUACGCUAUGAUAAACUACGAGUGUUGAUUGACAGCAUCCGCAAGUUCUACCCCACUGUGACCAUCAUCAUUGCGGACGAUAGCCAGGAUAUCGAACAUGUGCAGGGACCUCACAUUGAGCAGUACUUCAUGCCCUUUGGCAAGGGCUGGUUUGCUGGUAGGAAUCUGGCCAUCUCCCAGGUGACCACCAAAUAUGUUCUGUGGGUGGAUGACGACUUCAUUUUCACACCCCGCACCAAAGUGGAAAAGCUUGUAGAUGUCCUUGAGAAAACUUCACUAGAUUUGGUGGGUGGAGCCGUACGGGAGAUUAUUGGCUACACCACCACGUACCGCCAACAGAUCAGCGUGCAGCCUGGUAAUGAGAAGGGAGAUUGCCUGCGAAUCCGCCAGGGCUAUCACCACGUCAUUGAAGGUUUCCCCGAUUGUGUAGUCACUGAUGGUGUAAUCAAUUUCUUCUUGGCACGCACGGAGAAGGUGCUGCAAGUUGGCUUUGACCCACGCCUCAACCGUGUUGCCCACCUUGAGUUCUUCAUUGAUGGCCUGGGUAUUCUGCAUGUCGGUUCCUGCUCCAAUGUGGUGAUAGACCAUGCCUCUAAGAUCAAGAUACCGUGGCUAAAAUCGGUAAAUGAGAAACAAUAUUCCAAGUUCCGCUAUCCCAACUCAACGGAUGAGUCGAUGAACACCAAACUAAGCCUUUUCUACUUCAAGAACCAUUUUAAAUGUAUGAUGGCCAAUUAAUCUUUGGUGAGAGGGUGAUGAAUCCCACCCUUGACAACUGACUUAAGUUCUCAGGUGACUGGAGUAGUUGCCAGAGCAGGCUGCCACAGAUCUUGGCAAGCAAGCUUGCCCUGUCCAACAGUCAAACGCCCAGAACUCAGGGAGGCUGCUACAUUCUCAAUUCGAGCAAUUUGAGAAAUGAACUUCAUGCUGCUUAAAAAAAAAAAACUACAACUGUGUUGUAACAGAAUUAAUAGAACAAGACAUCUUCCAGACCUUGUUGAUGAAAGGAGGGUGUCAGCUGCUUCUCAUUUUGUCAUACUUUGCAUCUGAGCUGAGCCAUAUUCCACGGGGAGUGAUUCUGGAAGAGGCUGCCCCAUGAAGUCUGUGUCUUUACCCUUCUCCUGGCUGAGAGCAGCUGAACUCCCCUUCUAACUUUGGACUUGCUCAUACCUAUAGGUCACAUCAAAAACUUGCAAAAUCUGGCAAUAUCCCAGCAUCCUUUACCUCCCUUUAAUUUAAAUUACAGAAGGGGACAGGAUCGGAGGUGAAUAAACCUGAGCUCGGAGGGCUUUCUCCAGCAUCACAGUUUUUGUGCCCAGGUUUUAAAGUUGAGCCCCAGCUCCCUCGUUCCGGAAUAUCUUGAAGUGCCAAAUAUUAAUGAUGGAAAGCCACCACCAGGGGGAAGCCUUGACAUGUGCGUUGCAACAGAGCAGCCUUGAAAGGCCACAGAACUACCAGGUGCAGUCCAGAUUUGAGGCACUCCCAAGCUUAUGGCAAAAAUGGCCAGAUGUGCAUGGACAUUGGAGGGGGAGGGAGCAGCUUAUUUUCUAUGGGGAUUCUUUAUAUAUACAGUGAAGUAGAAAGACUGACCAUGGCAAGUUGUCAAUUUCUUUUUUUCUUUUUUAACUUUAGACAGGAUCAAUUUCCAAAGCUGCUUCUCAUUCCUUAAACUUCUCCAUCCCAGAUCUCCAGCUUUUUAACCAUGGAACCUUCUGCACUACUGCUUUUCCUAAAACAGCUAUUUAUUAGGGAGUUUUUUUAGAAAACAACAACAACACAAAUCAGGGCUGGGUAAAGGUCUUACAUAAUAGUUCAGUUGCAUGGGAGUUGGCUUAUACCAUACGUAAUCCAAGAGGCUGUAACUACUCAGGCACCAUUCUUCUUUCUGCCUGUGUGUGCCCUUCUUCCUGGCAGCUGGGCUGUGGAUUUCACUGAGAUAAAAUUAGCCAAGUACCAGCCCAAGAGGUUACCGUACGGGUGCAUUUUUAGCACAGGGUGACAAAAAUCAGAGAGGUAGAUUUCAAAAUCUCUGUAGCACGAAUGGUAUAGGACUUUGUACAGAUCGAUUCACAAAGUUGUUUCGUGCUGCAAAAGGAUAAACUCUUCUUUCCUCUGACUUGCUAGAUGAAAAACAUAAAAAUAUUUGUGUAGGAUACAGUUGUUGGACAUAAGAUAUGGAUUGGGUAUAGCUUAGAAGCCAUAAGUACAGCAGCAAUCAUAUUCAUGCUCAUAUGGCAAUAAGCUGUCCUAAGCACGAUAAGAUUUUAAGUAUUAUUUUAAUUAAAUCCUACUCACACCACCAGAACAAUACAGUAAUAAAUUAAAUAUACUUAAAUGCUUUAAAAAAAUGACACUGCAUUUUUACACACACACCCCUUCCAAAGUAAGUAGGAAAGAAAUUCCAUGUGAUAAUGAAAUGGUUGCUCCCCUCCUGAAAUGCUAAAUUUUGAUAAAAGUUCAAAAGCUUGUU
Molecule: messenger RNA, 3629 nt
Organism: Pseudonaja textilis
Lineage: Eukaryota; Metazoa; Chordata; Lepidosauria; Squamata; Elapidae
Gene: B4GALNT1
Product: beta-1,4-N-acetyl-galactosaminyltransferase 1
Biological process (GO): ganglioside biosynthetic process
Cellular component (GO): Golgi membrane
Molecular function (GO): acetylgalactosaminyltransferase activity
Source: RefSeq, a predicted model, not a curated record